Molecule: messenger RNA, 348 nt
Organism: Cooperia oncophora
Lineage: Eukaryota; Metazoa; Nematoda; Chromadorea; Rhabditida; Trichostrongylidae
Source: the annotation of a GenBank genome assembly
AUGUUGUUUGUUUCGGAGCGAUGGCGGCGAUUUGUCGAAUUCGAUCGAAUGGCUUCUAUUAUCCCUGCUGAAGAGAUUUCCAUCAUAGAGAAAUCGUGCAUGGAAGUGCUUGAAAGCGCUAGGAGGAGAUGUGACCAAAUUAUCGACGGUCUUCUGCGCAUAUACUGCCGAGGCAAACGGGAUUGUGUCUCCAAAAUCGCUCGUAAUAUCACCUUGGAAAGCUAUGAACAUAACAAAAAACUGGCGGUCUACAUGCGGGAGAUAUCACCUGCGGAGAAAAUACACGCAAAUCUCGACAGUGUGGACAGAAUGGCCUGCGACGUCCGUGCAGAUCUUCUUUCAAGGUGA